Molecule: messenger RNA, 1950 nt
Organism: Poecilia latipinna (sailfin molly)
Lineage: Eukaryota; Metazoa; Chordata; Actinopteri; Cyprinodontiformes; Poeciliidae
Exons: 2
Coding region: 95-1747 (550 amino acids)
Source: RefSeq, a predicted model, not a curated record
UAUCUGCGAAAGCAAGGUAGUUUAAACUAGAUACUUUGUGAUUUUUCUCAACAAUCCUAGUGUGCUUCACGAACCCCUGCAAACCCAGGAAGUCAUGAACCGUUCCAUCAAUUCAGAUGAUCGACCAGUCCCGGUUAUUCCCAUGGACAUGAUCGUGCCUAUGAUCGAAGAAUUUUUUUGGUCCAUUUCUCUGGAUCAGACGCUGGAUUUGGCUGUAGGUAAAGCUGAUAGCGAAACCAAAUCCGGUUUGAAGGAGCUGCUGUUAGACCUGGCGGAGGAAUGUAGCACCUUCAUUCUCCACAACAUCCGAAAUGGACGAAUCAGAUCUCAGGACGUGGACACCGUCGUUGGCGAUGUCCUGCUAACGACAUUUGCAGACAUCCUUCAGAUUAGGGAGAAAGUUCAUCCCAAGACCUUCGACCUUUUCAAUGAGUCAUUCAUUAAAUAUGUCAAAGAAAAGGUGAGAUCUACGAUCUGUUACACGCAAGAUCAAGCAGCUUCCUUUGUCCUCCAAAUCUCUGAGACAGACGGAGUGGACCGAGUCCUGCCGCACGCACUCAGAUUAAUAGAGGAAUUGCUAGUGUGGAGCUGUAAAGAACAUCGGCAGAGAGAACGAAAAGCUGCUGAAGCCCAGCAUAAUGCCUACAACAAGCAACAGAGGGUAGCUGUUAUCUUUGAGGCUGAUCAUUUCCAAGGUGUGGAGAAAAACCCCAUCAAAACCCCACAGAACAGAGGGACCCAAAGAGAUAGAGUGCUUCAUACCGUCCACGAUGGGAAUUACACGCACUUCAAAGUGAACCUGUUACCGGUCAUCGUAGAGACACCAGACACUGAGGAGGCAACAAAGAUGAUAGAAGAGAGAGAUCCUGUUCCUGAAAAUCAGGACUCAGACCUGAAGAUUGUGGAUGAAUUCAUCUUGGAGGAUCUUUCAAAGAUCACUAAGGAAAAGGAAUCAGAUCUGAAAAUUGUGGAUGACUUCAUCUCUGAGGAGUUGUCAGAGGUCAGAGAAGCGAAAAAGGCCAUCUCUGAACAACAGCGUUUAGAGAUCCCUGGUGUUUCAUUGGAUGCACUUCAACCAAUGGAAAACUGUGGAUCUAGAUAUUACGUCGCUCCACUACCCUUUGAACAACAUAAGAACAAAGAUGCCGGAGUCGCAGUUAAGAAGUUCUGUAAAAAAUAUAGUGAAGGGCGAUACAAAAGAGUUGCACCAGCACAGAAACGUGAAGAAAUACCAGGUCCUUCAGUGGACGACUUCAUCCCAGACAAAUCAAACCUAUCAACAGGGCUACGAUUUGUUAAUGAGGAGCAGCAACCAGAGAUGACCACAGAGGUUGUUGAGGCGCUGUCACUGGGCUCAGGCAAGGAGAAGCAGGAGUCAUCCAUCUUGCUGCUUGCUAAUGCAGUUGUAAUGCAGGCCGUAACACAAUCACAGGUAGACUGCAACUACAAAGACUUCCAAGCCAUCACCAAUAGGCUGUCUGAGAAAAUCUAUGCCGAGCUCAUGGGACAAGAGUUGAAUAAUAUCCAACGUAGCCUGAACAAACUCAGCGAUGACAUAUUGAGAGGAGUCUCUAAAAGGAUGUGCUGUGCAAAAACCGACGUUCUUUCACUGUUGGUUUUAAAUGACUCAGUCGUAGACGAGGCAUUCAUUUCCAUCUGCAAAGAGAAAAUAUUGAAACCAGCCAAGAAGCUAGGCGUCGUCAAACGUUUCUGGGCCUCCGUAGAAAAGGCUCUUUUCAGCCUCUAAUAAACAGAUUCUGUUUAUUGGAGAACCUGUUUACUAUAUAAAAAAACCUUAUUUCUUAUUGAAGAAUAAGAAGUGAGGUUUCUUAUUUGUAGACAUGGUUUUCUACAAGACCUUCAAAAAAUGUUGUGAGGAGCAUAGAUAAUAAAAUUAGCAAAGAAAUCAAAUACAUUUAAAAGUUUAUUGGUCCUAGUAAGUAAAGCUUU